Molecule: messenger RNA, 1433 nt
Organism: Alligator sinensis (Chinese alligator)
Lineage: Eukaryota; Metazoa; Chordata; Crocodylia; Alligatoridae
Gene: TATDN3
Product: TatD DNase domain containing 3
Exons: 10
Coding region: 143-823 (226 amino acids)
Molecular function (GO): hydrolase activity, acting on ester bonds
Source: RefSeq, a predicted model, not a curated record
UGCAGCCCUUGUGGACUGUCACUGCCACCUAGCGGCGCCCGAGCUGCAGCCGGACCUGGAGGACGUGCUGCGAGCAGCCAAGGAGGCUAAAGUUUUGGCCCUUGUGGUAGUUGCUGAACAUUCAGGAGAAUUUGAAAAAAUUAUGCAGCUUUCAGACAGGUUUCCAGGGUUUGUUUUCCCAUGUCUAGGAGUUCAUCCAGUUCAAGGCAUUCUUAGCAGGGAGGAGCCGGAAGACCAUCGCAGUGUUACUUUAAAGGACCUUGAUGCUGCAUUGCCACUUAUAGAACACUAUAAAGAUAGCUUGUUGGCAAUUGGAGAGGUUGGACUGGAUUUCACUCCUAGAUUUGCCAGCACCGAUGAACAGAAGGAGGAACAAAGACAAGUCUUGAUCAAGCAGAUUCAAUUAGCGAAAAGACUGGGUUUGCCUUUAAAUGUCCAUUCACGGUCAGCUGGAAGACCAACUAUUAACCUUUUAAAAGAACAAGGUGCUGAAAAGGUGUUGCUCCACGCAUUUGAUGGAAGGCCAUCUGUGGCGAUGGAAGGAGUGAAGGCUGGAUAUUUCUUUUCCAUUCCUCCUUGCAUUAUAAGGAGCGAACAGAAGCAAAACCUUGUGAAACAGUUGCCUUUAGAAAAUAUGUGCUUAGAAACUGACUCUCCUGCUCUAGGCCCUGAAAAACAGGUGAGAAAUGUACCACAAAAUAUUUCCAUUGCUGCAGAAUGUAUUGCCAAAAUUAAAGGGAUUCCAGUGGAAGAAGUUAUAGAAGUGACAACGAAGAAUGCAUUGAAACUUUUUCCCAAACUUCAGAACUUCCUUCAAAAAUAGACUCAGCAUGUGUAAUUGCAGUAUGUCCCAAAAAGUAAUACGUGUGCGUAAUAAAAAUGCCUGUAGUGUUUGAAAUAGAUGGUUUUGUUAUCAAAUAGUUCAGGAAAUGGGUGUUAUAAUAGAUAUGGUUGAUUUAUCUAAGAUCUUGUUCUGCUGUUAAUUUGACAGCUUCGAUGUUAUUUUGUAUAUUAAGUUACACCUUGAUCCUCAAAGGCAGUAUGUACUACAGGACAGGCAACUGGGGGGGGCACAUGACCCCUUGAGAUUGGCCCCCGACUCAGCAUCGCUCAGGACAGGGCAGUUUUUUUGCCACGCGGGCCAGCGGCGUCUUACGUGGAGGGGUGCGCACUAAGCCACGGCACAGAAGUAUAGGAUUGGAUAUGGGGCUUUUGGCCUGCCCACCAGUCACCCCUGCACUACAGCAUUCUUAUCUUACUCAGAGUCUGUUGACAUCACUACAGCUGCAAAACACAGGCGCUUAAAUCUGCUUUUGAGAUUCUGAUGGCAGGAUCAGGGCCUAGUUUUGUUUCUCCAGCUGUUUCAUAGUUUCAUAGUUGUUAGGGUGGGAAGGGACCUCAAUAAAUCAUCGAGUCCGACCCCUUGCCCUGGG